Messenger RNA from Phytomonas sp. EM1, 1167 nucleotides. Lineage: Eukaryota; Euglenozoa; Kinetoplastea; Trypanosomatida; Trypanosomatidae. The record is from the annotation of a GenBank genome assembly.
UGGCGAGGUGUGGGAAACUAGAGGAUAGAUCCGAAGAGGAAACGCUGGCUUCAUAUAAGAAUAUUAGGUGAAUAGAGGAAAAACACGAAGGAUAAGGAGAAGGGAGGAAAAAAGGUCAACGUUAAUAAAAUGCGUCAGCGUUCCGCUAAAACUCAACGAUCGUCUGACUCUCGUACCCCGACUAGGCACCAAGAUCCUCAUGCUCACCCUAACCCGUUGGAACUUCCAGAAUCGAGGCAUCUCGCGUUUGAUCAAGUUUCCUGUAUCAGUCAUUCAAGAAACUCCUACAUGCACAAAAUGACCGAGAUAUUCAUGACCAUCAUGGAUACGUUACCCUAUCGUGUUAUUUCAUGCUUUAUUCCGGAAAUUCCUUCGCAUCACAAGAGCAUGCUUGAGAGCAUUUCCAAGGAGUUCAUAGCCCCUUACGACGGCGAGAACCCUACUCAUGUGAGUUUGCUUCGUCGUCUAUGGGAAGGGCAUAAUAAGGUGAUGUUUGACGACUGCCCAUUCGAACCCGUUCACGAACGAUGGAAGGACCUAGGCUUUCAGUCGGCGGAUCCGUCGACGGAUUUUAGAGGCGCCGGCGUCUUUGCCCUUCACCAACUCAUCUAUUUGGUCGAAACUUAUCCAAAUCAUUGGAGUCGAUUUCUUGCCGCGAAGGAUUUUCUCAUUUCCUGCGUCGCCAUCAACGUGAGUAUGCGGAUCAUUACGUUGCUCCGAAUGAGCUCGCAGCGCAACCUCCUUUCCGUACGGAUGGCCGAAAACUAUACCAAUUUAUUGGCGAAGGAGAAGCUGUGCAAAUUUAUUUACAGCACCAACACCAGUGUGUCGUUUUACCUGCUUGCAGAUGUGUUUUGUUGUUAUAUGUACGUGCUCGAGAAGGUCUGGACGAGCUCCGGGAAGAGCUUAAUCGAGUUUAAUCGGGUCCUCGAGCAGGUGUGUAAAAAGUUUGAGAGAGAUAUAUGCAUGUCAAACGCCAUUGACGAUUUGUGUGUUUUAUAAUAGCUGUGCUGGUUAAAAGGCGAAAGCAGAGGAUGUUCUAUAUGCUAUAAAGAAAUAGUCAUAUUUACUCUCAAUAGGCGUUUUCGUUUCGAAGGACCUUAAUUAGGUGGUGCGACCACUUCUUUAAUUUUGGGGAAAAAUGCCAAACGAGAGGAGGGAACAAAA